UACUACAAUUUUGACGUCAAAGUAUAUGCACUUGCCAAAGUAAAUUCGACGCAGGGAUUUGGUGAAAUAAUUUUGUGAUAAAAGGUGUUGCGUCGUUGAUAGAAGAGUGAAUUUUGAAGUUGAAUUGUAAGGAAAUCAUCGUUUCUGCAUUUCGUCGCUACGCACGGCUAAUAUUUGAAGAUUUCUGCAACAGUUUUGUAAACUUGUCCAGGAUGUCGUAUGCAUAUUUAUUUAAGUACAUCAUCAUUGGGGACACAGGUGUUGGUAAAUCUUGCCUACUGUUACAAUUCACGGAUAAACGGUUCCAACCGGUUCAUGACUUGACUAUUGGGGUUGAAUUUGGAGCCCGAAUGAUAACGAUCGAUGGAAAACAAAUCAAAUUACAAAUAUGGGAUACUGCCGGCCAGGAAGCUUUCAGAUCAAUAACACGAUCGUAUUACCGCGGUGCCGCUGGAGCAUUGUUAGUCUACGACAUAACUCGAAGGGAAACUUUUAAUCACUUAACGACAUGGCUCGAAGAUGCUAGACAACAUUCGAACUCGAAUAUGGUUAUAAUGCUUAUCGGUAAUAAAAGUGAUUUAGACUCGAGGCGCGAAGUUAAGAAAGAAGAAGGCGAGGCUUUUGCGCGUGAGCAUGGCUUAGUUUUUAUGGAAACAUCGGCUCGAACUGCAGCAAAUGUGGAGGAAGCAUUUAUCAAUACAGCCAAAGAAAUUUACGAAAAAAUACAAGAAGGUGUAUUCGAUAUUAACAAUGAGGCUAAUGGAAUUAAAAUUGGACAGCAACAUUCCCCGACAAAUCCAUCUUUGCCGGGCGCUGGAAAUCAAGGUGGAUCUACAAGUAGUGGUUGUUGUUGAAAUAUAUAAACUUCCAAGCACUUUUAAAACUUUUAUAUAUACUUAUAUAUAUUAACAAAUAUCGGACUUGGAGAUCGAAAAUCGUUUUUUCCAUAUGAAAAACAUUACAUGGAAAAAUGUUUUAUAAUUAAUGAAAAAUUGAAUAAACAUACUAUAAUAAUA
Hermetia illucens (black soldier fly) is the source of this 1016-nucleotide messenger RNA. It is a transcript of the gene Rab2, whose product is annotated as ras-related protein Rab-2A. The coding region runs from base 213 to 854 and encodes 213 amino acids. The transcript has 5 exons. The record is from RefSeq and is a predicted model, not a curated record. Gene Ontology annotation, cellular component: Golgi apparatus. Gene Ontology annotation, molecular function: GTPase activity; GTP binding. NCBI's taxonomy places the organism in Eukaryota, Metazoa, Arthropoda, Insecta, Diptera, Stratiomyidae.